Callorhinchus milii (elephant shark) is the source of this 510-nucleotide messenger RNA. Its product is annotated as pistil-specific extensin-like protein. The transcript has 2 exons. The record is from RefSeq and is a predicted model, not a curated record. Lineage: Eukaryota; Metazoa; Chordata; Chondrichthyes; Chimaeriformes; Callorhinchidae. The annotation marks the transcript as partial.
GGUGGCUGUUGUUGUUGUUGUUGUUGUUGCAGUUCCCCUGUACAGACUGAGGUGAUGCUGUCUCUGGUACAGAGUGGGACCUCAUUCAAGUCUCGCCCUUCGGUCGAGGGAGUGGGUAACAGCCGGACACAGGGGAACCCCGAGGGGGUCCACUCGGCCACUGAGAUGGAGGGUCUGUACUUGGGGGUCCGGGGCUACGGGGUUCCUGACCCCCCGGUGGGGGCGAGUGACACGGAUUUGGCAAAAGACCCUCCGCCGACCCCACUCUCCAGGAACUUCCACCGGAUUUCCCCAACUCUCCCUCCCAACAACACAGAAGUCCCGAGUUCCCUGGACCUGGAGACUCGUGCCCCCUACAUCCCCAUGGACGAUGAGGAUUUCCAGCUGGGACCCAUCCUGCCCGACCAGCCGGAGACAGCCCCAGCUCCCGGCCUGUACCCCCGGCCCCCGACAGGGCCGCCCGCCUUCCCCAUGAGGUUCCUGCCACCCCUCAGCCCCCAGCCCCCGGCC